Messenger RNA from Tachysurus vachellii, 1654 nucleotides. RefSeq names its product tRNA 5-methylaminomethyl-2-thiouridylate methyltransferase (gene trmu). Gene Ontology annotation, molecular function: sulfurtransferase activity. Gene Ontology annotation, cellular component: mitochondrion. Gene Ontology annotation, biological process: tRNA wobble position uridine thiolation. NCBI's taxonomy places the organism in Eukaryota, Metazoa, Chordata, Actinopteri, Siluriformes, Bagridae. The record is from RefSeq and is a predicted model, not a curated record. Bases 96 to 1316 code for a protein of 406 amino acids. The transcript has 11 exons.
UGUAGGACCACAAAUAUGGCGGCGCACUGUAGGGUAACGUGACACUUUGUUUUGUGCAGAAGUAAAAGGAAUAAUUUGGUAUUGGUGUAAAAGUCAUGGGUGUAGUGAGACAUGUUGUGUGUGCCAUGUCUGGUGGGGUGGACAGCUCUGUCGCUGCUCUUUUACUCAAACGAAGAGGUUACCAGGUUACAGGAGUUUUCAUGAAGAACUGGGAUUCUCUGGAUGAGAGUGGAGUGUGUACCUCAGAGAGAGACUGUGAGGAUGCCUAUAAAGUGUGCCAGAUGCUGGAUAUGCCCUUUCAUCAGGUCUCCUAUGUCAAAGAGUACUGGCAUGAAGUGUUUAGUAACCUUCUUGGGGAGUACCAGAAAGGCAGGACACCAAAUCCUGACAUAAUGUGCAAUAAACAUAUCAAAUUUAAGCACUUCUAUCAGUACGCAGUCAAUAUAUUAGGUGCUGAUGCCAUGGCAACCGGUCACUAUGCAAGAACAUCUCAGGAAGAUGAGGAGAUUUUCCAGCAGACACACAAACCAGCUCCACAGUUUCUCUUCCGUGAUCGAUUUGAGAUCAGAAAUACUGUGAAGCUAUACCAAGGUGCUGAUCGCCUUAAAGACCAGACAUUCUUCCUUAGCCAAAUCUCACAGGAAGCCCUGCGGCGGACCAUCUUCCCACUGGCUGGACUCACAAAAGAAUUUGCAAAGAAAAUGGCAGCCGAGGCAGGGUUCCAUCAUGUACUGAAGAAGAAAGAGAGCAUGGGAAUCUGCUUCAUUGGUGAGCGGCAUUUUGAGGACUUUAUCCUCCAGUAUUUAGAACCUAAACCUGGACGUUUUGUCUCCAUUGAAGAUGGGAAGAUAAUGGGAGAGCAUAAAGGUUGGUUUACAUUUACUUUAGGACAAAGAGCACGGAUAGGAGGGCAAAAAGAUCCUUGGUUUGUUGUGGAUAAAGACAUCACAACUGGUGAAAUAUUUAUAGGUCCUACAACCAACCACCCUGCACUGCUACGAGACACACUACAGACUAAUCGCUUCCACUGGAUAAGUGGAGAGCCUCCUGCUGUACUGGUGCACACACAGAUGAUGGACUGUCACUUCAGGUUUAUCCACCAGAUGCCUUUAACUCCCUGCAGUGUGACUCUGAAUCUGGAUGGAUCUGUCUGGAUAAGAACAAAGCAGCCUUUGAGAGCACUGACCCCUGGACAGUUUGCUGUGUUGUAUAAUGGUGAUGAGUGUCUAGGCAGUGGGAAGAUUAUUCGACUGGGCCCCAGUGAGCACACACUCCAGAGGGGCCGUAAUCGGCAGCCACCAGAGGCAGCUGUCUGAAACGAGUUGCGUCGAACCAGCACACAGACUCACGUACACACACACACACCCUACCUCUCAGUGCAUUCUCACCCAUGUCUGAAGAGGAGGGCAAAUAUCUGGACUUUUGAAAUGUUUGUGGACAAAUUCAGGAUUUUAUACUUGCUGCAAAAGAACUCUUUAGAAUAUUUAAUAAUUCUAAUGAUUGAAUCUACUCAGAAUGCUGUAGUAUGCCAGGUUUAUUAAAUUAUUGUACUGCUUGUCAUAUAUAUAAAACUAUUUAAUUGAAGUCCUGGUAUAAAAUGGCUACCAUCCUACCUGUCAUAUGAGAAAGUCUAUUUGAAUUGAAAUUCAUUUAA